AUGGAGCAAUGCUCCGCUCUGCCGUCGAUCAAUGGCAAGUUUUCGGAUCCACCGACUACGGAUAUACUGGAAACUCGACCGACUUCAGGAGUUUUCACAGUACGUCGAGCGUUAGGGAUGAUACCAAAAAGUGCUGGCGCAACUUCGGUUGCUCGACGUACAAGACACAGCGAAGUGGCAAUGAUAUCUAGUUGGCAACAACACGAAAGCCUAUUGCAGCGACCAUCCUCGAGUAACGUAACAUCACGAAAUGCUUCAACAGAGAGAAGAACCGAGCGCGAUAAGCAGCCAGGCAACGCAAUUCAAAACGAUUCCACGGACGCAUUCCAGCGACUGCGCAACGAUAACGCCUUAUUUCGUCAGGAGAACGAUCUACUCCGUGCGAAGCUAGUGGAGAAGAUGCGAGGGCAAAGUAAAGUGGUUGCUGGUGGUCAGUAUCGUGCUACAUCGGCUUCGCCUGUAGCCAAAGUGCCGCCAACGCCAAAUUCAGGGUGUUCAAAGUGUUCAAUCGCACGAGCGAGGGCAAUAAAGGCUCACCAAGAGAGCGAACAGGCUCAUGCUGCUACUGCUGAGCUUCGGGAAUAUGUCGACAAAAUCGAAGCGUCUCAGCACAAACUGUGGGAAGAACGAAGUUGUAAUGUAAAUGAAAUUGCGAAGUUACGAGAGAAACUUGCAGAAAAAGCUGAGCACUGCAUUCUCGUCGAGACAGAGUGCGCUAAACUGGAUAAACAAGUGAAGCGACUGCAGUCAGAAAUUGACAGUACCAAAUUCACUCAACCGUUCGUCGAACAGGAGAUUGUGGACAAUGCAACGCAGUGUACAUUACAACAGAGCUAUGAUGAGGAGAGUAUGGCUGAUCAACAGUGUGAGAUAGAAAUUUUAAAAGGAGAGGUACAACUACUGAAACAGCAACGCGAUGAACGCGAACAAGAUCUGGAUAAAGUUUCCAAAACCUUAGAAGAGAUUCAGAUGGCGAUGAAGUUGGAGAAGGAGCAACGCGAUAGCGAAAAAUCUGCGUGCAAUGGAGAGAUUUCCCAAUACAAGCGACGAGUGUUGGAACUUGAGGAAAUCAACAAGACGUUGCAAGUAUCCGUUCAAGAUAUUCAUCAAAGUCGUGAAAAAGAACUCCAGCUUAUCCAGAGAGCAAAUCAGGAGACCCGUGAUCAUGUGAUAGCCAAGGAAGCCGAGAUCCAACAACUUAUCAAGCAGCACAAAACUGAAACGCUAGCGGUUGAACAGCGGAACCAGACGCUCAUAAAAGCUCUCAAAGUUCGGAUCGCGCAGAAAGUUGCCGAUGUCGAAAGAUUACACGCUUUGCUUGCCCAUCACUCCACUGUAAAGAAAGAGAACGAAGCGAUGAAGACGCGUAUCCUAGACCUAGAAGAGCGAAUUCAAUAUCUGAUCUCCAGUAACGACCUUCAGCAGCAACAAACAGUGGAUCUUGCUCAGAUCGAACGCGAUAAAUUGUUAAGUGAAGGUGCAGCAGAACAACAUCGACUAUCGGAGGCUUUGAAUACUCUUCAACAAGAAAAUCGAUCUUUAAAGACGAGAAUAUCGGAAGUGGAAGCCGAACUAGCGGAUCGAGACGAGUUGAUGCAAAGCCAAAAGCGUUCGCAUGAGCGUGCAUUGGAAUGUUUAGUUGAAUCGUCUCUGCGGUUAUGUGUCGUGGCGCCCACAGUCAACGUGCAGCUGAACACCAACGGGGCAAAUAAAUUGAAUGUGUCGAAAGAUUCAAGCGAGUUAGCGUCGAUCAUGUGCAGAUCGACGCCUCAACAAGACCGUAUCAAAUGCGUGAUCGAGAACGACGUCUUACCUCAAUUUACGAGCGUAUUUUUGCAAGAAGAUGACAAUGCGAGUCCUCAAGCAGAUGUACCCAUGACGCGUUGGUUGCAAGAAUUACUUCAAGACAUGCAAGCACGAAUAGCUACUCAAUUGGAGAAUAUCUAUUCGACUACCUCGGGAAGUAGCAACGAGUAA
Phytophthora nicotianae INRA-310 is the source of this 1977-nucleotide messenger RNA. RefSeq lists its product as hypothetical. The transcript is spliced from 2 exons. Bases 1 to 1977 code for a protein of 658 amino acids. The record is from RefSeq and is a predicted model, not a curated record. Lineage: Eukaryota; Oomycota; Peronosporomycetes; Peronosporales; Peronosporaceae.